CAAGAAUUUUUGUGCUCAAAAGCAUCCAGUCUGGGUUAGAAUUUCGCCUCUGUGCAUCAUGCCUUCCAAAGCUUGCUCCGUGGCAAUUGCCGGUGUCGGUGCCUAUGCGGCUGCCCAGGCAUUCUUGGCCCCUUCCGUGAGCCCACAGGUGAACCAGCAACAGGUGCGCAACUUGCGUCAGCAGCCAGCGGCCACAGAGUCGUCCUCUGCUGCUGCAGGUGCUUUGACCCUGGGUGUUGCCGGUGUGGCAGUUGCGUCGGCCGCACAGGUCGGAAAGCGCACAGCACGCCGUUCCCAGGUGGUGCGCCAGGCCACUGCCGUGGCAGAGAAGGUCUUCACCAAGAUGCCUGCUUCCGUGAAGCCAGGAGUUGUGACUGGCCAGGCCUUGGUUGACUUGCUCAACUACGCAAAGGAGAACGAGUUCGCCAUCCCUGGCGUCAACGUUGUGAGCUCCAGCUCAGUGAAUGCUUGCAUGGAAGCAGCCAAGAAGGCUGGCGGCCCUGUGAUGGUCACCUUCUCCCGUGGUGGUGGUCAGUUCUUGGCGGGCAAGGCCGCUGACAACACCGAUGAUGCUGCCUGCAUUGCAGGCACCGUGGCUGGAGCACUUCAUGUGCGCCAAGUGGCCAAGCUCUACGGUGUGCCGGUGAUCCUUCACACCGACCACUGCCAGAAGUCUUGGUUGCCAUGGUUCGAUGGCCUCAUUGAGGCCAGCGAGGAGUACUUUGAGAAGAACGGUGAGCCCCUCUUCUCUUCCCACAUGUUGGACCUGUCAGAGGAAUCUUUGGAGGACAACAUCUCCAUUUGCAAGAAGUACUUGGAGCGCAUGGCCAAGAUCAACCUUUUGUUGGAGAUGGAGCUUGGUGUGACUGGUGGUGAGGAGGAUGGUGUGGACAACACCGAUGUGGACUCCUCUCGUCUGUACACUCAGCCUGAGGAGGUUUGGCAGGUCAAUGAGGCGCUUUCUUCCGUGCCCAAUGGCAACUUCACCGUGGCCGCUGCUUUCGGCAACGUCCACGGAGUCUAUGCCCCUGGCAACGUGAGCCUGAAGCCAGUGAUCCUGCACAACACCCAGGAAUACAUCAAGGAGAAGUUGGGAUGCGAGAGCGACAAGCCAGUGUCUUUCGUCUUCCAUGGUGGCUCUGGUUCCUCCCUGGAGGAUAUCCGUUACGCCAUUGAGGCCGGAGUUGUGAAGAUGAACAUUGACACUGACACUCAGUGGGCCUUCUGGGAUGGCAUGAACGAGUACCAGAAGAAGAACAAGGACUACUUGCAGGCCCAGAUCGGAAAUCCUGAGGGAGCCGAGAAGCCCAACAAGAAGUACUAUGAUCCUCGUAUGUCUCUCCGCAGUGGUGAAGAGUUCAUGGCUGAACGCCUGGUGAAGUGCAUGGAGGAUCUGAAGUGCAUUGACCGUCUUUAAGUCUGAAGCUGUCAACGCUCAACCGAGCUUGAUUGGCAAUUUUUCCAUUAUGUAAAAAUUAUUUGUCCGUGCAUGAGCAACACGUGCAGUGUUUCACAGCAACUCAGUGCGAAACAGCAUCCAGGCUC
Cladocopium goreaui is the source of this 1545-nucleotide messenger RNA. The record is from the annotation of a GenBank genome assembly. Lineage: Eukaryota; Dinophyceae; Suessiales; Symbiodiniaceae.